Molecule: messenger RNA, 2469 nt
Organism: Penaeus vannamei (Pacific white shrimp)
Lineage: Eukaryota; Metazoa; Arthropoda; Malacostraca; Decapoda; Penaeidae
Source: RefSeq, a predicted model, not a curated record
AUGGUGGUGAAGGAACCUCCUCAUGUGGGGACCGAGGAGAAUGGGACAACAAGUCAACCUCCAGUGUGGUCAGAAAUGUCAGUGGCUUUGUCUACAGGAUCGAAUCCAGCAGAUGGAAGAGACCCACUAUUCACAAAUGAGGAACUCCAGGCCACGCUGCAGGAACUUGAUGAUCUUCGGGAACAGUUGUCAGAAUGUCAGAUUGAGGUGCAGCAGUUGCAAGAGGAGAAGCAGGUAAUACUGGAGUCCUUGACACAGCAAACAGAGAAGUUGAAUGAAUCUCGCAGUCAUAAUGACACCUUAAAGCAGAUGCUGAUCCACACUCUGAAAACAGUCCAAGACUUAUCACAGUGUGAGAAGACACAGAGACUGAUGGAGCUUCUGAAGAGUGCUCAAGAGGACAGAGAGCUACUGCAGAUAAAGCAGGAGGAACUAGAACAGCAGAUUACUACCACCAAGGAGGCUGAAGAACGCUUCCACCAUAAUUCACAACUCAUCAGAGACAGAAUGAAGGUGCUGGAAUCAAUGGUAGAGACAGCCAACAAUGAGAAAAAGGCAAUUGAGACGCAGUUAGCAGAGUCUCAAGAGGCUGUCAAGGCUACUGAAAUGGAGAAUGCCAGACUACAGGCUGCUGUAGAUAGUGCCAAAGAAAAGAUAACAGAACUGGAGGCAGCAGUAAUCUCAGGGGAGAAGAGUGAGUUGGCAGAUCUACUAGAAAGAGUGAGGCAAGAGAAGGACUUGCUGGAGAAGGAGAAUGCAGCUCUCCAGCAAAAGGCGAGUGCCAUGGCUUGUGAGAAUGAGAGACUCAAGGACCAGAUAUCCAGUCUUCAGGAUGAGCUUAUGGUUGCUCGUAACAAUGCACGAACACAACUUGAAGAUGCUGGGUGGCGGAAGGCACAGCUGGAGGAGGAGCGUCAUCACUUGGAGGAAGAGACAGAGGUGCUAAGAGCCACCAUGGAAGACCUCAAGCUGACAUGCCAGCACCAUUUGGAGGAUAAGCGAGACCUCAAAGCCAGCCUUUCAGAAUCACAGAAGAAACUCCAUGAAGCCUUGGAGAAGCUGAAUGAGAAGGAGCGUUGCUUCAGUGAGGAACGAGCACAGUUCAGCAAACAGGUGGAGGAAUGGGAGCAGUUUCAGAGUGAUCUUUUGAUGACAGUGCGAGUUGCUAAUGACUUCAAGACGGAAGCACAGCAUGAUCUGGAACGCCUAACACAAGAAAACACUGUUUUGCGAGACAGGCUCAAGCAACUUGGCCAAGACUUGGAGAAGGCAAAGGCUGUUAAAGUAUGCAGCCCAGUGAGUAGCACAAGCAGCAGCAGUAUGAGCAGCAGCAGCAGCAGCGAGCGCAGAACUAUCCGGAACUUGCCUACGCCCAUGCCUAAUGGAGAACCAUCCAUCCUGGCUGAUCGUCGCAACCCUAGACCUCUGGCACGAGGGGAUUCCCGUGUCAAGUCACUGAUAGAAUCCAUUGAGUGUGCAACUCGACAGACCCGUGCAGGAUCUCGAAGUUCCUCUACAUCUAGUUUGUGCAGCUCAAGUAGUGAAAGCAACAACAAUAAUAACAAUAACAACAAGACUCCAGGACCACUUCUCAAAGAGCUGAUACUGAGGGUGUCAUCCGUGGUAGUUCCACUUCACCACUUAAAGACGCAGGUAACACCCUGGGCACAUCAACAUUAUCAACUCCUGAGAGCCAUUCAACGCAAUUCCUUCACAGAAGGAGUAACCCAGUCACCAUUCUUACAAAGCAACUUCACUAAGCCUUCCACUGGCUCAUCAAAUCUCUCAGACAAUGUUAAAAUGUCACAGCUGACAGACAAAAACAGUGGAAAAAUAUCAUCUAUGAAUCCUGGAGAAAAUGUAGCCAAACCGAUCUCCAUAUUAAGCAACAAGCUUGACCACUCUGUAAGACGUAACAGCUAUGGUCAGAUAAGUGCUGUCGUAGACAAGAAGGAUCCUUUGGCUUCUUUGGCUCAAGGUGGUGGCUCCAAGAGGAAUGCAUUGCUCAAGUGGUGUCAAAACAAGACCAUAGGUUACAGCAAUGUCGACAUCACAAACUUCAGCUCCAGUUGGAAUGAUGGUCUUGCUCUUUGUGCUCUGAUGGACACCUACAUCCCUGACAAAAUUUGCUACAAAAGUCUCUCUCCAUCGAAUAAGAGGCAGAAUUUUGAAGUAGCAAUAUCUGCUGCAGAAAGUGUUGGUGUGCCGAAUACACUCGAUGUGAGUGACAUGAUUACAUCAGAGCGACCCAACUGGCAGACAGUAUAUAAUUAUGUGACAUCUAUAUUCUGUCAUUUUGAAACUUGAGUUUUGAUGUAGGAUGCUGGUUGGUUAAGAAAGAGAAAUAUUUUGAAGGAACAUUCAUUAUGUUUAGAGGCCUUUGCUGAUCAUGACAUUAGUUAAUAUUUUUAUCUGCUGUUGUAAAAUUUUCAUCAUGUACCUCUUUACUAGUGUUUUUCUGUCAAGAAC